AUGUAUGAUUAUUCAUUUAGCGGUGAACAUCGAUUUGAUCAUGGUUGUCAAUUUGAAAAAUUGGAUGUUGGACAAUCGACAACAUCCAUUUGUGAUAGUAGUAGAUCAUUGAAGCCUUAUUUAUGUUCGAAAGAUGGCUGUUUCACUUCCGAAAUUAUCCGAAUCGACUGUCAACGUUGUGGAUUCAAUUUCUGUUUGAAGCAUCGUUAUCCAGAAGAACAUCAGUGCCGUUCGCAAGGUGUUACGAAUGGGCAAAUUAACAGUAAUCUUCAGAAAGAAUUGAAAAAAAAAAUGUCGAUGAUUGUUGCUGCUGAUAGCAGAAACAUUGCUGAAACAAGUGUUCAUUCACCGCUGCAGAAGAAGAAAUCGAUGGAUGAAACGGCGCAGAGAAGAGCCGAUCGAAUAGCAAUAAUGCGUCUUAAAUUAAAUAUUCGAAAUUGUAGUAUUCCACCUGACGAGCAAAUGUUUUUAUUUGUCACAGAAAAUCAAAAACGUGAACCAGUUAUGGUUUCCAAAUCCUGGACGGUAGGACGCUGCCUUGAUCAAAUUGCCAGACAGUAUUCAAUCCCGAAUGGCAAUGCAACUUUUGCAACUAAAGUACUACGAUUGUACUGUGAAGCGGAUCAGGCGAACCCUUUGCCGAUGAGUGAUAAUGUCGAGAAGUAUUUGAAAGAUCUCUCUAACGUUUUCCUCAAAAGAGAUGAAUGA
Messenger RNA from Cercopithifilaria johnstoni, 708 nucleotides. The record is from the annotation of a GenBank genome assembly. Lineage: Eukaryota; Metazoa; Nematoda; Chromadorea; Rhabditida; Onchocercidae.